UUUUUUUUUUUCUCACUUUAUUGUAUUUAAAGAAAGAAUCAUCAUGUUCGGUCUUCGCAAAUUCAACACUCCUGUUGUUCGUCCUGUUGCUCCUUUCAUCGUUGGUGGUGUUACUGUACUUUACUUCGUCGCCAAGAUCCAAGAUGCUAUGAUCAACUCUGAUGAAUACAGAAACGACCCUAGAAACCCUGCUUUGUCUGCUGGCAAGAAGGAUCACUAAACGCAUUGUAUUGUACUCGUUUAUUUACCAACUUCUCUCUCUCAUCAUUAUAUAUACUUUUUGAUUAUUAUACAUUUAUGUUUUUAUUCAACUACUCGUCCAAUGUUCGACAAUGAUUCAAAACAAAAUAAAAAUCAACCUUUUUGUAGAACUUUA
This is a messenger RNA of Halteromyces radiatus, 376 nucleotides long. Its product is annotated as ATPase, F0 complex, subunit J. NCBI's taxonomy places the organism in Eukaryota, Fungi, Mucoromycota, Mucoromycetes, Mucorales, Cunninghamellaceae. Gene Ontology annotation, molecular function: proton transmembrane transporter activity. Gene Ontology annotation, biological process: proton motive force-driven ATP synthesis. The transcript is spliced from 3 exons. The record is from RefSeq and is a predicted model, not a curated record. Bases 44 to 220 code for a protein of 58 amino acids.